AUGGCAGAAGACGUAUCGUCUUUUAUCAAGGAAAAAAUGCUUACCAAUGUUAGUAUUAUCGGCCACUCAAUGGGCGCAAAGACGGCCAUGACACUUGCUCUUCGAUCCCCAGAAAUGAUAUCAAACGUAGUGGCGGUUGACAAUGCUCCUGUUGAUGUUACAUUGAAUAGUCACUUCGCCAAAUAUAUCAGAGGAAUGAAGAUGAUUCAAGAUGCCGAAGUCUCUCGCCAAGCCGAGGCCGACGCAAUUUUGCAGAAUUUUGAAGAGUCUGAGCCCAUCCGACAGUUUCUCCUUGGAAAUCUAUACAAGGUACCAGGAGAGAGCAUGCAACGGUUUCGUAUUCCUUUGGAAACUCUGGAGAGAUCUCUUGCCCAUCUAGGGGACUUUCCCUACAAGAGGGCCCGGAAACGGAGGUUCGAGAAACCGGCUCUCUUUGUCCGAGGAACAAAAAGUCACUAUGUCGCGGAUGAUGUGCUGCCUGCUAUCGGGGAAUUCUUCCCUCGUUUCCGUCUCGUAGAUAUCGACGCAGGUCACUGGCUAAUAUCUGAACAACCCGAAGCAUUUCGACAAGCCGUCGUUGCAUUCCUGCAGGAGGAUAUAGAUUGA
This is a messenger RNA of Metarhizium album ARSEF 1941, 606 nucleotides long. RefSeq lists its product as uncharacterized. Lineage: Eukaryota; Fungi; Ascomycota; Sordariomycetes; Hypocreales; Clavicipitaceae. The coding region runs from base 1 to 606 and encodes 201 amino acids. Gene Ontology annotation, cellular component: mitochondrion. The transcript is spliced from 4 exons. The record is from RefSeq and is a predicted model, not a curated record.